Messenger RNA from Leishmania braziliensis MHOM/BR/75/M2904, 2727 nucleotides. RefSeq lists its product as hypothetical. Gene Ontology annotation, biological process: endoplasmic reticulum unfolded protein response; protein O-linked glycosylation via mannose. Gene Ontology annotation, molecular function: mannosyltransferase activity; protein binding. Bases 1 to 2727 code for a protein of 908 amino acids. Lineage: Eukaryota; Euglenozoa; Kinetoplastea; Trypanosomatida; Trypanosomatidae. Gene Ontology annotation, cellular component: endoplasmic reticulum. The transcript has a single exon. The record is from RefSeq and is a predicted model, not a curated record.
AUGUCGGACAAAGUGAGAAAGGGGGUGCCGGCCGCUGAGAACAUCCCUUGGCGGCUUGUCUACCCCGUCGAUGUGCAAAUUCAUUCUUUCAUGCUGCUCAUGGCAGCGAUCAUCUUCAGCAACGGCAUCCUCGGUGACAUGACUUUCGAUGACCACCUCGCGAUUGAUAAAAAUGCUGACGCGUGGGCAAACAAGACCUCGCUCGGCUCCAUCUUUUACAAUGACUUCUGGGGAAAGCCGCUCGACCGCUUCGAGUCAAACGGGUCGUACCGUCCUAUCACCGUGCUAACCUUUCGCAUUCAGCACUGGUUGAUGGGCUACCGCCACAGCCCAGCCUUCCUCCACGGCUUGAAUUACACUGUCGCGUACCUCAACGUGUGCCUUGUCUUUUAUCUCGCCCGCCUGUACGUCUACGUGGUGGUGCCCAGGGCGGUACUCUCCGUUGAGAAUGCCAAAGCACAGUCCUGCAUGGCUGUGCUGACCACUCCUGUUCAUGUGGUGCCGCUGAUGGCGGCUCUGCUGUACCUCGUGCACCCCGUCCAUGUCGACGCCGUCACGUCCAUCGUGGGGCGGUGUGAGCUGCUUUACUGCUUCUUUGGACUGAUCGGAUUCUUUGGCAUCCACAGGUAUCUGAACCAAGUUGAUGAGCUGAUUGACGCAGCCUCAGUGACUGCAGCCGUCUCGAGUGCCUCUCCAAAGGUCAAGGCGUUGUCGGCCACCGCUACAGCAGCGAAACAAGUUCACAGGGAGCUCAAACAGCAGGGACACUCACGGCAGCGCAUUUUUACCGCUCGCUACGUCGUCUUCGCGGCGUACGCGCUCAUCAUCAGCAUUCUGUGCAAAGACAGUGCCAUUACUUUCACUGCCAUCUAUGGUGUUCACGCAUGCGUCAUGUACGCCUGUGGACGGUGCAAGGGAUUCCGGUCCUUGCUCGUCAUUGGUGUGGCGGUACUGGAGCUGGCCAGCUACAUAGUCUUCCGUCGAAAGUUCAUUGGCAAUGUUGACAUGCGUAAGAACCCCUUGUUACGCCAAACAGAAAACCCGCAGUACUUCGUGCCGAAAGGUCUGUUUCACUGGCUCAGCAUUCGGUGGCUGAUUCAGGUGAAGAACUUGGAGCUGCUCUUCUUCCCCACGUCAUUGUGCUGCGAGUACAGCUUCAACUGCAUCCCGCACAUGCACGACCUGAAGGACCCUCGUGUGCCCUACUCCUUAAAGGUCACUGGUGCUGCCGUGGUGACACUGCUAGGCCUCCUGUAUGGCACGUUUGCGUCCCGCUCUCGCGUGGCGCUGGUAGGCCUCGUUGGGUUCCUCUGGAUAGCAAUCCCGUACGCUCCGGUUAGCCACCUCUUCAUCGCCGUUGGCACCUUCAUAGCUGAGCGCUGUCUGUACGUGCCAUCUAUCGGCGCGGUGCUACUCAUCACCUUUAUCGUGGCCGCCCCAGGGCUUCGCGAGGGGGUCGUUCCUCGCUACUUCUACACACUGUUGCUUCUGUGCGUUGGCUGGGGUAUCUUCUCCCGCCGGCGCAACGAGGACUGGUGGACGGACGAGCGCCUGUUCCGCUCCGCGAUGCGGACAUGCCCGAACAGUGGCAAAGUCUACUCACAGUUAGCGGCGCUUGUCUCAAGUCGCGAGCAGCGCAUCACCCCCGAGGUUGUUGAGCUGGCCGAGCGCUCGGUUGAGUUAGACUCGAAGCUGCGCGACGGCUACUACUACUUGGCGGUGCACGAGGUGAACGACAACCACAACAUGGAGAAGGCGUACCGUUACCUUCGCCUAUGCAUGGAGGAUCCUUUCGCCCUCCACUUAUGCCGUGAUUCGUACGAGAAGGUGCGCGGCAUUCUCUUUCCAAAGAUGACAGAGAUGGAGCAACUCAUUGACUAUGCCUCGCUGAUGGUGUUGGAAUCUCAGAAGGCGACGUACCUUCGCCAGGCUGGCGUCAUCGCUUUGCAAAAGUACCGCAAGCCGUGCGUUGCGCAGCAGCUUUUUGGCGAGGCUAUGGACCGCUGGAAUAAUUCGAAGCUGUACUGGGUCUCUGAUGAGGUGAAACGGAGGUCUGGUGAUGCCACGUACUGCAACGCUCUCUACUGGUACGUGCAGUCCUCCUUGGAGUGCGAGGCGCAAGACAUGGCCGGCACAGUCGAGUCGCCGAACGCGGAGGACAAGGAGGAUAGCGGUGGCGAUGAUGUCGACUCUAGCAGCUUCAAGGUGUCGAGGAGGGACAUCCCUCUCACACCGCAGGAGGCAGCGCAGCGGGCGGUCACAGCAGGGGAGCGUCUCCGUUCUUGCGACACUGACUGGCAUCAGGUUCUGUCGGAGCUUCAGUAUAACCUCCCCACUAUUCCUUAUCGCAUGACGCAGUACCUCACCGUGGGUGAUAGCACAGGCAACGUGCUCAGCCACUACGCCAACUACACUCAGAGGAACACGCCGGAACGGAACGAGGUGUUGCUCAUCUUUCUGGACAUCACCGUGCGCCAGUACUGCCAUAUCCACACGCUGUUAAACGACGCGCACGUGCGUAAGGAGGUCAACAGCAGGUUCAGAUUUCAUCUGCAGUCUAUCGAGCGUGGUUUUCCGAUUUUCCGCCAGCAUCGUCUGGCGGACAUGCGCACGUCGCAGCGCGAGCUCAAGAUGACGACGACGCUCAAUUCCACACAGCAGCACGCACUGAAGCUUAUUGUAGCCAUGGCGUCCUGCUCGAGUGAUCUUUCAUUUUUGGCAGUUUAG